Symbiodinium natans is the source of this 2547-nucleotide messenger RNA. NCBI's taxonomy places the organism in Eukaryota, Dinophyceae, Suessiales, Symbiodiniaceae. The record is from the annotation of a GenBank genome assembly.
AUGGAGUGCCGAGCGCCCGCCGAGGCUGCCGGCUCCCCGACAAACCGCCCGCGACAGCAGGGCCGCGCCACAGCGCCGGAGCCCUUGGCGGACGGAGCCGCUACCCCGCUCGCGUCGCCUGAGGUAUGCGGCAUCUGUUUGGAGACCAUCCACUUGGCAGCACGCGGGGGCCAAGAACCUGUGGUUCACCCGGCGUGCUCCCGCCAUUCCCUUCACCUGCAAUGCCUGGCGCAGCUGCGGGCACAGGCUGAUGGGCCACGCGAUGUACGGUGCCCCGUUUGCGCCGCGGUGGGGUGGACGCCGGACAACGAUGCUUGGCUGCAAGCUCGGUGUGCCGCCGCGGGCGUGGCGCAUCCCCAGCGCCUUUCAGGCGAGUCCACGGUUCGUGCUGCAGUCGUAGACUAUGCGCUGCGCACCUUCACUCGCCAGGACGCGCCGGAACCGCGGCCACCGCCAGGCGUCGAGUUGCUUUGCUGCCACCACGUUGCGCCUGUACCUGACCGGAGUGGCUUGCUGCAGUUCGUCGACCUGCCGACUCGAGCCAUGCGCUGGGCCCCCAUCCCCAUACGGCAUGAUGCCGGCAUCGCGGCAUGGCAGCCCAGUUGGAUCUGCCCUCGUUGCGCGGAAUCUUUCGAGCUCGCGGAUCUCGAGGUCCCGAGCGGGGUCGGCGACGAGUGCCGCGAAUGCAACCGCACUGUUCGCUGGGUCUUCGAUCGCCGCACGCAUUCCGGCCGCACAGAGUGCAGCAGGGGCUGCUCAGGCGGCGAGCGCCAGCUGACCAUGGCAGCUCCCAGCGCCCCUGCCCCAGCUCUGCCUACGUCGCCUAUCCCAGGUGCAGCGGCCGCCGUGCCAGCAGCGCCCGCCGAGGCUGCGCAGGCCGCGGCCGCAGAUGCCGCAGCGGUGGGCAUGCAACGUGCAUUGGCCCCGCCACACGUAGACGUAGACCCACGUGCGGCGGGCGCCCCGCGCACGGCCGUCCCCGCUGCUUUUUGGUUCGCGUGUGGCCCGCCUGCCGGCGGCGUCAGCGAUGCCACCAACUCCUGGCUUUACGUCCCGCUCUUGCACGCUGCAGCUACCGAUCUGGCACUCCCGACAUUGGAGGCCUGGCGCGCGGACCCCCGCGCACGGGGCUGGUGGGACGAAGCGCGACAGUUGCUAAUGGCCUCUGAGCCCGUUGCGCCGCAAGACUUGGCUGCCACGUUGCGACGUGCGGCUGAAGCUGCGCCGGCGCAUGCGCACCAUUUCCCUGAUCUCCUUGCGCGGCUUGAACGCGCAUGCUUGCCGGGCGGCGCUCGGGUCCAUGUUGGAUGGGCCGUCCGACAACUUCGCGAGUCAGACGGUUAUCUGCUUGCACCGGUUCAGGAAGCUUUGCUCGAGUGUUUCGGUGGACUGCAGCUCGCGUCCGCGUUGGAUCGCCACUCAGAGCGCUUUCGCUCAGGAACGGGGGGUCAGCUUCCACCAGUAGCGCUCGAGCCCGCUGCUCCCGACACAGGUCCAAACGCAAGGGGGCCACAGCCAAGGCGAGCCGCCGAACUGGCCUCGCCUGCUGGCGGUGACGGCCCAGCCUCCUCAACCAACGAGGCAGCGGUGGAACAGGAAAGGGCUGACCAGGCAGCCAAUUCUGGAAUCGCUGGCGACGAACAUGGGAUGCUGCAGGAGGCCAACUCCGACAUCGAUGCAGCAGGCCCGGGGUCGGGAGAGGCACCGGCGCCCUCAAACACGCGAGUCGGCAGGGCUUCGUGGGAAUGGCUUGACAGCGUUAUCCUACACGAAGAAUUCGCGAUUCCAUUCCAGCCGCUACGCGAUGUCCCCCGCUUCCAGGCACCUGGCGUGCGCCGCGCCUUCACCUUUGCGCUGCGAGCCCUUCUCCGCCCGGCCCCGCAGGCAGGCAUCACGUCGGAAAGGGCUUGGAAGUUGUUUUUGUUGGUGCCCCGUUUGCUGUUGGCGCGCCCGGAUCAAAGUGGUGCCACUGGCAAAGCCGUGCUUCUCCAGCGAAUCACUGACUUCGAGGCCGGUCGCUGGCCUUCUUUGUUGCGCGCUGCGCGCCACGCCAACACGCAACCGCCGCACACCACCGCCGCGCAGCCCGAGCGCACCCGUGAGCGCGCUUGCGCCCAGGUGCGUCGUGGUCAGCUGUCGCGGGCCAGACAAACCUUGACGAGCGCUCCCCUCGCGCCGGGCAACGCGGAGACGCUGCGCCAACUCACCGACCCCUCGAGGCGGCCGCCGGAACCACGCCAACCAUUGCCGCAAGACCUGGCAUCGUUUCGGCCGGCCGAACAGGCCCACGAUCUCCUGCGUCGCCUCGUUCGCGUGCGGUCCCUGCGAGCUCCCCCCGUGCUGCGCGCAGCUGCUACAGCAGGCUGGCAGCGCCGCUGGUGGGGGUUCCUGAGCUGCGCGCAGCAGCGCGCGCUAGCGUCCACGCUGCUGGGCGGCAUCUGGCGCGCACCAGCGCAGCCGGGCGGCGAUGGGCAGCCGACGCUCAGCGAAGUCGUCGAGCUUGCCGAACCGGCGCUGCCCUCUCUGCUGCCGCUGCGCGCCGCGUAG